GCUCAUUCAGAUAUUCUGGUGUUGAAACAUGGAAUACAAUCCCAGAUAAUGCAGAUUCUAUUAAGACUAUUUUUUUUAAAGAAAGUUGAAAGUGUAUCAUAAUCCUUACCUUCAUUUAAAAUACAACAUAAAAAAAUUCAUAACAAAAAUACCACUUACACAAACAAGAAGAGGCCACUGUCAAAGAAACGGAAAUACCUCAUACACGUGUAAAUUAUGAAUCAGUUGGACAGUGUUCAUGCUUGGCUGGAGAAGUCGUGGAUUAAGGUUCCACAUGACUGGAUUGAGGCAUGUCUGGAGUGGAUUCAAGAACAAAACCAGGGUCUUCCGUUACGAACAGAUAAGCUGAACACUAUGGUGUACGAGCAGUGGCUUAUGACAGACCUGCGAGAGUUGAGCACCUCCUGUCUUCCACUGGACGUAGCAACAGCCACGAAGUUACAGCUUUCAGGAAAUUAUGCCUUACAGGUGAAUUCAUGUGUUGAUGUUGGAAUUCCUUAUUAUGGUCAGCUGCAGAAAGAACGUGGAACGGAGAAUGCCAACUCUAUGGUAUCCGGGGAACACACUACCCAACCUGCAUGGCAGCCCAAGCCUUCUCGCAUGUUAAUGCUAAAACUGACUGACGGAAUGCUGGAUGUGCUUGGCAUGGAAUAUCAACAUAUUCCCCAGCUUAAGAACGUAGUGCCAGGAACAAAGAUUUUGCUACAGGGCCGUGUUCUGUGUCGACGCGGGGUGUUGAUGUUGAAAUCUGACAAUGUUCAGGUGCUCGGUGGAGAAGUAGAUUCAUUGGUUGAGAAUAACACCGCAGAGAACCUUCUUACAUCCGCCAUGCAAGACAACCUGAAACAUGCCAACAAAUCGGAAAGAAGUGAGUUUUCAGGACGAAUUCUUGCCUCUGAUAAAAGCAAGUUGAAACUGGAGGCUUUCUCCCAGUCACAGAAACCAUCGUAUGUGCAACAUAUAAAGAAGGAAAUUGAUAUGCCACCCACAUCUGUGAGUGACAGGAGUUGGCCAGAAAACAGGUUGUCACGGCUACCUAUGAAUAACAUAAAAAAAGAAAAUGGCUUCUUGACUGCCCUGAAAGCAGAGAGAGAAGCUGAAACUACAAAAAGACUGCAACCGAAGCCAGAAGAAUAUGAGUGGUCUGAUGACAUGAAUGAUUUGUUUGCUGAUGACGAAGAGGAUUUCAACAUGUUCAGUGAUGUAGACACUGCUGGUCGACCCAGCAAUGUCGGCAUAUCACAGAAACACACUUACAGUAGCAGCAGUUUUAGCUCUUCUCACAGAAACGUUUUAAACAGAAAUACUAGUGAAUCUGGCAGGUUUACCACAGAACCUCGGAAAAGAAAAGAAAAUCAGCUGGACAAUAUGUUUGUUUCCAGUGUAUCUUUGAGUGCGACAAGCGAGAAACGUCCAGGGUCAAAGGUCAAUAACGGAGACUCUGCACACAGUUCAGAAGAUAUGCUGUGUGAUUUUGAUGAUGACUUUGACAUGGAUGAUCUCGAAAUGAUAGAGAUGUCUGAAUCCAGUGCCAACGUCAGCCCGGUUGUGUCAAACACAAACUCUAAAAUUAAAGACAAACCAUGUUCUUACUCAGUAUCUACUGCUCCGAAGAGAGAGAUGGUUUUGGAUUCUCGAGUUGAAAUCUACUCUAACGACCAACAUAUUCCUUCUGAAGUUAAGACUGAACCUUAUUUCAAUUCAGUGUCUACAAGAGAUAAAGUUCCUCUUUUUUCUACAGACAACAAGAGUGAUUCUUCAUUACUCACUAAAGUUGUUAACACAGAGCCAAGACGCUCGGGAGUAUGUACAUCACAACAAACCACACAGAAAGAUUCGUUAGUAAAUAAAUCAAGACCAAAUGUAGGUCAGAAUAGAAUGAGUCUGCCAAAAGCUGUGAUUCAUCCGCUGCAAGUAUGCCAACCUAAAGGUACAAACAAUAACAAUUCUCAGUCUAUAAUAGAAAGAUUUCUGGGACCACAUUCACCAGUUAGCAGUUCACGACCUGCUUAUUCCACUGACACAGAGUUCACAUAUUUGUCAGAAGCAUUACAAGAACCUGUAGCAGGAAAAACAUUUCUCAUAAAGGGCUAUAUUUCCACUUUGACCAGCAAGCUGACCAGUAGACAGGGCCAGGACUGGCAUCUCUCGUGUAAAAUCAACGAUGGCUCUGCUGUCGCCGAGAUGGACUUGUCAAACAAGGUUUUAGCCGAGUUGAUUGGUUUUUCGGCUCCAGAUAGUGUGAUUAUGAGGCAGCGAGCAAAAACUGACAAAUCCGUGAAAGACAUUCUCACUGAGGGAUUACAGCAGUGUCAGCAGAGACUUGUUGAUCUCUCUUGUUUAAUGGAGAUUCAGUUUGGUGCUAAUACUUCACAGAUGGCUGUACAGCGCUUCAUUCCAAUAGAGAAAAAACACAUCCUAGUUCUCUAUCACAGAAUAUCACAGCUGACAGAGAAGUGAAUACACAUCCUAGUUUAUAUCACAGCUAUGAUACGAUUCUGUAUCACAGUAUCACAGCCAAAAGAAGUGAAUACACAUCCUAGUUCUGUAUCAGAAUAUCACAGCUAGCGGAGAAGUGAAUACACAUCCUUGUUCUGUACCACAGAAUAUCACGGCUAGCGGAGAAGUGAAUACACAUCCUAGUUCUGUACCACAGAAUAUCACAGUUAGCGGAGAAGUGAAUACACAUCCUAGUUCUGUACCACAGAAUAUCACAGUUAGCGGAGAAGUGAAUACAUAUCCUAGUUCUGUACCACAGAAUAUCACAGUUAGCGGAGAAGUGAAUACACAUCCUAGUUCUGUAUCACAGAAUAUCACAGCUAGCGGAUAAGUGAAUACUAAUAAAAUAUGACUUGGAACACAUUCAAUCUUUCGUCCACUCAUUUUAUUUGCGAGUGCCACUCUAUGCACAACGCAUGUGGAGUAUAACUUGCUGAGGUGGACCAAUCAAAAACUAACUAAUAACUAAUUAUAAUAAAUUAAAGCUACGGGUUAACAAAUAUACAUCCUAGUUCUGUAUCACAGAAUAUCACAGCUAACAGAAUUAAAUACACAUCCUAGUUCUGUAUCACAGCUAACAGGACUGAAUACACAUACUAGUUUUGUAUCACAGAGUAUCAUGGCUAAUGUAGAACAGAGUUUUACAGCUAGUACAGAACAGAAUACAUCUCCUAAUUUUUAUUUUAGCUAAUAACCGGUUUUACAAAAAUGUUUCAUAUUUGUUGAGAUGUUAUAAAUUUGAAUUGAAAGACUUCUUGUUGUGUUUUAACCUAGUAACACCACACCUGCUCUCUUGUCUACAUUCCCACUCUUUAUUGAGUAAAAUUGGAAAUAAACAAAAAUUAAAGUGGUGAAACUAAGGGGCCAUUCAAAUGAUGCUAAUUGUGGCCGUUUUAUUAUUGUUAUAUAAUUCCAAUCUGUAAAUACUCUUGUUAAAAAUGCUUGGAUUGAUAUCAUGUGGCUCAUAAACAACAAAGGUUGUAACCUCAGUUUUGUACUAUUUUUGGCAAUGCUUAAAAAAAUAAAUGGAUCAUUUUAGGUGUUUUCUUUAUUUCAAAUUAAUAAAAUUAUUGUUUAUGUUAUUUGUUAAUGUUUAAUCAAGCAAAUGUUAUUAAUGGUUUAAAAUUGUUUGUAUAAAAGAAUGUGAAUUCUUGUUCAGCUCCUGACAGAAAAUGCUAAACUUAAAAAUGGGAAGUCCCUUUAUUUUGUGUAUUAAUAUCCUGAAGAAAGAGUUUGAUUGUUAUUUUAUGACAAAUUUUAAAAGUUAUACACUUGAAAUUAUAAUUAUAAUAAUUCAACAAGAGGAUACAAAAUGUUAUUUGGAGGGAGAGCGUAAUAAUUUUUUAUGUUCGUGAAACAACUAACCCCAGAACCGCUUUACACACUUAACUGACAGUACGUAAAGUAGUUCUGUGAUUCAUCUUUCCAUAAAUGUAAAAAACCAAAAAUAUUGACCAGGUUGAAUAUUUAAAUGCCUUCUCCCCAAAUAACCCCAUGACGAUUCCGGAUCUCUAAAAUUACUUAACACUUUUCAAGCCUCCAUCUACUUCCACUGUCAGUGAUGUAAUUUCAACAUCAUUGGUCUCUCUGCUGGACUAUUUGUUUCUUCUGCAUAAUUAAUGAAUACCAGUACCUGAUUAACAAUAAUAGUAAUCUGUCACAGAAAAAUUACCCUUGAUUGCAUGUACACAUAUUUAAUUUAUUACUGUAAAAAUCUCAUUGUUUUGAAAACAGCGACUCUUGUGUAAAUGUGUUCAGUGCCUGCGUUUGUACACUGAUCAUCUGUCAUAAAUUCAAACCAUAUAGUUGUCAAAUAAACAUUUGUGCAUUGUAAAACUUUAAAAGCAUUCUAAAUAUUUUUCCAUUGAUGUGUUGAAUUUUACUUUUUUAAUGUUACUUGAUUAAAAUACUAUUAUUUGAUAAAAUAUCAUCUGUGGCUGAACCAUGUGCCUUGACUGUAUGUAUUUAAUUUAUAAAUUAAAACUGCACAUGGUUUGAAAAUGUUACAUAACUAUUGAUAAUAUGUUAAUAUUUUGCAAUUUCUCUCAUAAUCUCAGUGUUAUAUAAUUGUUGAAUAGCCUGUAAUAAGCAUCUUUAUCUUUAUACAUGGUUUGUUGUGGGGUUUUUUUUAACUAAGUUAUAAUUUAGCCAACAAAUAUUUUCGAUCUUUUUUCCUUAUAUUGUCAGUGGCAUAUGUAGUGGAAAUAAUAUAUCGAAAGAUUAUUUUGUAUCAUUGUUAUUAUGGGAAAAUAGUGUACUUCCAGACUUGUAUUCAUCAACAACAAAAAAAACAUAGAGGUUCUGGCGAGGUUCGAACUCGCGACCUUCUGCGUGUAAAGCAGACGUGAUAACCACUACACCACAGAACCGAUCCAUGUGAAAUGUUCUAAUUUUAGUGCACAAUAGAAAAAUGCUUAUAUUUUGGUAAAGACGAUAUCUUUUUUUUUACUGCUAUUUUGUGUAGUGGAUUUUGUUUUUGCUCAUCAUUAGUGUUAACCUGUUUACGACUUUGCUAAACACUGAAUUAGGUAAUUCUCGUGGACCAUUCGGUAUUCGCUUGACCGGUUUACGAAUUUCACCGAAGAAGCUUGACCGGAUGUGUUCUCGGUCAUUGAUGGAAAGUGUAAAAGAUAAGCCAUGGCCAGCAAAGAUGCCGGUCACGCCUUGAAAAAGGUUAUAUUUGAAGCUGUUGUAUCUGCAUCAGUAUAUAUAGUUAUUGAAAAGGGUAUGUUGAAAAUCCUAAGGAACUGUUGGACCGUUGAUGAGCUGGAAACGUUAUUAGAUGUUUUGGGUAUCAAGAACCAUGAGUUUGCACCUGUUCUUCGCUUGGAAGUGUUUUAUAGAGAACUUUCAUCUCAAGAACUGUUAGAUGAAGCAGAAGUGACAUUUAUGACAGCGUCACAAAUGGUCGCGUUCCUGGUCACCAAUUGUCUCUAGUCCCUAGGGCUGCUGGAAUGAUACGAUGCUGUCUACAGUAUGAGCAGUUGGCAUUACAGGUGCUGGGCGCCUACAGCCCAGAGCCUGAAAUUGAUCCUUGGGAUGAUGGCGGCCUUAACGACAGACAGCUGUUGAAGGCCGUUCGAAACCUGGAAGCGAUACUCCGAACAGAUGUCAUGCAAGGUGGUGGCGGAGGAGAUGGCGGUGGUAGGGGCGGAGAUCAGCCGGCGUCGUCUGGGCAUGCAUCAAACAGUCAAGAGCCGAGUACGUCGACAGCCAAUCAGGAGUCGUUCUCAUCUCCAGCCAGUCAAGACACAACACCCACAUAUGACCCAUCAAUCUCUCAGGCUCCAUGAGUUGUUCGAAAUUUGUAUAUGUUCAAUUCGCUUUCUGCACAGGGGACACCAUGUAUUAUUUAUUAAUGCCGAUGAUGCCAUCGAUAAAAAAACAGUCCAUUAGAAACAAAGAUGAUUUAUGUAUGGCACAUGCAUUGGUCAUUUGUUUUUGCAAUAAUCAUCAAGUUUCUGAUAAACAGUGGGUGGGUGGCUGUCAUGAAAACUAAUCCCCCCACCCGAGAGAAGCUCUUUAUUAAAAUUUGUUUUCAAUGAAAAAAUCUCAAAAACUAUAUAUGAAGACAUACAAAAGAAUUCCUUCUAUCAGAAAUCUCUCGCCCUUUUGAUAUUGGAACGCUCCCGUAUAUACCAUGCCGCCACCGGGGCCCUUUUCAUUCAAGACAUUCCAUGCAUUGAGCGCACAUUACAAGUAAUGAUUGUCUUCAUUUCAGCAGCGUGUUGUAAUCAGAUUAUAUAUAAAGGUGCUGUUGGGCUUCCAGACGUAUUUGAAGGCAUAUGAUCAUGCUCAAGAACAUGUAUGUGCUUUUUCUUGUGCAGUGUGUGGAUCGAAUGAGUGCUCGUUUGCAGGCGCUCAGGAAUGUGCAGAUUGUCACAUGCUGUAUCGUUCCGAGGCCUGUUUUGUAUGUCACAAAGCGACAAAGGAAGCAAAACACAUUUUCCUAAUCCUCAGUCCAGGUGUCAGAAAUGUUUGCUUUGUCCCAACUGGGCAGUGGUUACCAAUGGACGACUUGUCCAUUUCCAAGAAAGUAUUUCUAUCCCAACAACAUGGCCCAAGUCCCCAGCCAUGGCUACACAUAUUCUGAUCAGUAUAGCAAGGCAUCCAUCAUUUGGUUCAAGUGUUGGGAUCCUGUGGAGAAACACUGUUAUGAAUUUCAUUGUUUGCUACACGGUUGUGAGACCUUCUACCCAAAGCGCCGUAACAGUGUAUACCUUCCACAUACCAAGCAAACAGCAAAUGAGUUGUUUGCUCUGACUCAAAAGAAAAAAACCCUUCCUAGAAUCUUUGUGGUAUACCUAUGAGGAAAUGUACCACAAGUACGUGGAACUGCAGAAAAACUUCACAGAGUUUAAAGAGUUUGUCGCCAACUGCGAUAUAGAGGCAGAUCACUUGAAGCCUCGGGGCCAUCAAUGGACAAUAUAUCAAUACGUUACUGAAAAUCAAACAGGAACCCAGUGACUGGCCGGGAUGGUGCCAGAAUGAUUCAGACAGACAACGGUAUUUGGAGACCUAUCUCAAACAUGAAAGGGAUUCAGUUAGACUUAGAAUCUAUCAAAAAAUAAUCCAGGUCUUCGAUCUGUAGCCAAACUCAUGCUCAAUUCUCUCUGGGGCAAGAUGGGUGAAAAUCUGGACGAGGUCUCAUUCAGAGUUUCAUCAUGAAAACGAUCCCUCAUUUUACAACACCUUCACAGACUGUACAAAAGAGGUCACCAAUUAUUUUCAUCUUUUUAGAAUGGAAACACAAAGAGGCUUUCAAACUGGAAGACUGCAAGACAAACGUCUUUUGGGGUUGUUUUACCACCUGUUUGGCUCGACUUAAGUUGUAUAGACUCAUAAACAUGCUCCAAGAAAGGGUCGUGUAUUUUGACACAGACAGUGUCGUGAAUGUCAGUCGGAUUCAUCUUGGAGAACCCGAACCACCUUUGGGUGAUAUGGUGGGUGAAUUGACCAAUCAGUUCUCCCACAGACUACAUCAAAACCUUUGUGUUGGCAGGGCCCAAGAACUAUGGAUACCAAAUCUUGGACGGGGAGAAUGUAUGUACGGUCAGGUUCACUCUAAAUUUCACAGUCAGUUGAUCAACUUCGAUAGCGUUCGAGACUUGGUGUUGGGCUUGAGUGACAGCACUGGUAUGGGGAUCAUAAAUCCCUCGAAAAUUAGUAGUCAUAAAUUAAAAUGUAUAUUAUACAAAGUGUUAGAGAAAAAACAAUAUAGAAUGGUGUACACAAAGCGUGUCAUUUUAGGCAGUGUUGACACUACCUUUUGGUCAUUUGGAUAUCCAUCUCGAAAACAAAAAACCCUAUUCAUAAUGUACUGCCACGCGAUGUACCGUGUAUGUUUACGUUGUUUCAAUAGAUUUAUAAAGGGCUUGUUUCUUUAUGGUUUCUCAAUGAAGAGAACACCUUGUAUUACCUGUUUGAAAAUGUAUAUUUGAAUUGUCUCAUAGCUUGUUUCUCCUUUGGAAAAUAUAUAUUUGAAGUGUAAAUAUUGGUACAUUGUGCAAAUGUGUGAUGUGAAUAAUGGAGAUUCAUACAAUUUGAUUUUAUAUUUGUAUAAAUAAAAAAAUGUUGACAUU
Molecule: messenger RNA, 8081 nt
Organism: Gigantopelta aegis
Lineage: Eukaryota; Metazoa; Mollusca; Gastropoda; Neomphalida; Peltospiridae
Product: recQ-mediated genome instability protein 1-like
Exons: 19
Coding region: 217-2460 (747 amino acids)
Biological process (GO): resolution of meiotic recombination intermediates; double-strand break repair via homologous recombination
Cellular component (GO): nuclear body; RecQ family helicase-topoisomerase III complex
Molecular function (GO): nucleotide binding
Source: RefSeq, a predicted model, not a curated record